Molecule: messenger RNA, 2940 nt
Organism: Chaetomium globosum CBS 148.51
Lineage: Eukaryota; Fungi; Ascomycota; Sordariomycetes; Sordariales; Chaetomiaceae
Exons: 5
Coding region: 1-2940 (979 amino acids)
Biological process (GO): mRNA splicing, via spliceosome
Cellular component (GO): U2 snRNP; nucleus
Molecular function (GO): protein binding; U2 snRNA binding
Source: RefSeq, a predicted model, not a curated record
AUGGCAACCACCUCGAACAUGAUUUUGUACUCGCUCACAAUCCAACCGCCUACCGCCACCACCCAAGCCAUCAUCGGCCUAUUCUCGGGCACCAAGGAGCAGCAGAUUCUCACGGCUUCAGGCUCCCGGAUCACACUCCUUCGCCAAGAUGCGACUUUGGGCAGGUUAUCACCGCUGAUCACGCAGGAUUUGUUUGGCACCAUCAGAUCUAUUGCUGCAUUUCGUCUCGCCGGAAGCGCCAAGGCAUUCUUUUUCCUGCUACAAACCGAAGAUGGCGACCUAUUCAAGGCAACAUUGGGUAUGCAGGAAGACGGUGAGGGCAAUCUGACAGGGGAGGUAAACUGUAUCAAACUUAGGUACUUUGAUACUGUUCCCGUUGCGAGCAGUCUCUGCAUCCUCAAAAGCGGGUUUUUGCUUGUUGCCAGCGAGUUUGAGAAUCACCACCUCUACCAGUUCGAGCAGCUCGGAGACGACCAGGUUGAAUUCAAUAGCAAUAGAGACAUCGCCCCUGUCUUCUUUGACCCGCAACCUUCGGGAAACUUGAGUUUGGUGGAAACCAUCGAGUCCAUGAACCCCAUCUUGGCCUCCGGAGUUGUUAAUCUGAGAGAAGGAGAUGAUGCGCCACAAAUCUACUCCGCGUGUGGCAGCGGCACAAGGAGCCACUUUCGGAUUUUGAGGCAUGGGCUAGAGGUCAAUGAGAUUGUGGCUUCUGAACUGCCGGGGACAGUCUCAGCUGUCUGGACGACGAAGCUUACAAGCCAGGACAAACACGACACGUACAUCAUCCUGACCUCAUCCACCGAUACGCUGGUCUUGAGCAUCGGGGAAGAAGUAAAGCAGGUCAGCGAUUCGGGGUUUCUCACAUCGGUCAGUACGCUUGCUAUUCAACAAAUAGGGGACGAUAGUCUAGCCCAAGUCCACCCAAAGGGCAUCCGCCAUAUCCGCAGCAGCGAUCAGAUCAUCGAGUGGCCGGCUCCCCAGCACCGCACCAUAGUGGCUACUGCCACAAACCAACGGCAAGUCGCUGUUGCUUUGAGCUCGGGAGAGAUCAUCUAUUUCGAACUCGACGAUGCCGAUGGAUCGCUUGCGGAGUAUGAUGGGAGAGAGGAGAUGUCUGGGACUGUAACUUGUCUCAGCCUCGGUCAAGUCCCCGAAGGCCGUCUGCGGAGUUCCUUCUUAGCUGUCGGAUGCGACGACCGUACCAUUAGGAUCCUCAGUUUGGAUCCGGAAUCGACGCUCGAGAGCAGGUCGGUACAGGCGCUCACGGCGGCGCCCUCGGCCUUGGCCAUUAUACCGAUGGACGACUCCUUGCUUGGUGGCUCAAACUCUUCGGAUACCAAUUAUAAGUUCCUCGGCGUCAGACCUGUCAGGCUCUUUCCGGUCACGGUCAAGCAGAAACCACGUGUCUUGGCCCUCAGUUCCAAGGCCUGGCUGGGCCAUGUUGACCUAGCAAGAGGCUUUCUAUUCUACACGAUCGAAUCCGAAAACAACACCCUCGCACCAGAGCUGCGUGCACAAUUAGUAGCUGCAGGUACCACAGCGCCAGGCGGGGAAAAGCCAGAUCAUGUUGCAGAGAUACUCCCGCCUGAACAGUUCGGGUACCCCCGCGGACAGGGUCGAUGGGCCUCAUGCAUAAGCAUUGUCGACCCUAUCGGCGAAACGGUCAUCCGGACCAUCCAUCUCCAAGAGAACGAAGCAGCUGCAAGCCUGGCAAUAGCAUCGUUUACGAGCCAAGACGACGAGUCCUUUUUGGUUGUUAGUACGGGGAGGGACAUGGUUUUGAAUCCGCGACAGUUGUCCGGGGGUUACAGUUAUGUCUACCGUUUUCAUGACGACGGACGGGACCUCGAGCUCAUUCACAAAACAGGGACGACAGAACCGCCAACAGCCCUAGAAGCCUUUCGAGGUCGGCUGGUCGCAGGAAUUGGCAAAACUCUGGUGGUAUACGAUCUGGGCCUAAAGCAAAUGCUUCGAAAGACCCAAGCCAACGACGUGGUGCCGGGUCUGAUUGUUUCGCUACAGACACAGGGCAACCGCAUUGUCGUUGGCGACGUACAACACGGUGUUGCCAUGGUUGCAUACAGGACCGAGUCCAACCAACUCAUCCCGUUUGUCGACGACACAAUCGCGCGGUGGACAACGUGCACGACCAUGGUCGACUACGACUCGGUAGCGGGCGGCGACAAGUUCGGCAACUUCUGGAUCGUACGGACGCCCCAGCAAGCCAGCCUCGAAGCCGACGAGCCAGGGGCUCACCGUCUCCUCCACGCCCGCGAGCACCUCCACGGCGCCCCGCACCGGCUCCAGCUCACGGCGCACUUUCACACCCAGGACAUCCCGACGGGCAUCACCAAAACCCACCUCGUCGUGGGCGGGCAGGAGGUUCUCGUAUGGAGCGGGUUCCAGGGCACCGUUGGCGUGUUCGUGCCGUUUGUGACGCGCGAGGAUGCCGACUUUUUCCUGGCGCUAGAGCAGCACAUGCGCGGCGAGGAACCGUCGCUGAUCGGCCGCGACCAUCUCGCGUAUCGGGGGUACUAUGAGCCGGCGAAGGGCGUUGUGGAUGGAGAUCUCUGUGAGCGGUAUCAGCUGCUACCGGGGGACAAGAAGCAGAGGAUCGCGGCGGAGCUGGAUCGCUCGGUGAGGGAGGUGGAGAGGAAGAUCUCGAAGGGUCCCAAUGGUCCACUGCCGAAACAUGGAUUGGAAUGCGGUGAGGCUGAGGAUCAUCCGAUCAGGGAUUACACAGGUACAGGGCUGAAGGUGGUGUCACCAGAUGAGAUCAUGUCUCUCCACCAACCCAGCUUCUCCGCGGCCCAAGACGGCCCCUUGAGUCUACAGCCAGCACCGCUCAGCUCUUGGUAUUCUCCACCGCCUCCUCGGCUGACUUUUGCAGCAAUUUGCGCGCGCGAUCGGUGGCGAUAUCACACAUGGCCUAGGCAUUGA